AUGCCUGUGCUUAUUGGAUGUUCCAAAGCAGAUGUGGUUAAGUUUGUGUCUCAGAAAGUGCAAAGUCGGUUGAUGAUUUGGACGUCAACUCUUCUAUUUAAAGGAGGUAAGGAAGUUUUUAUUAAGGCAGUUUUAAGUGCCUUACCGACGUAUGUUAUGGCGUGUUUUUGGUUACCAUCUUCUUUAUGUGAGGAGAUUAUGAAGUUUAUCAGAUCCUUUUGGUGGCGUAAAAAGCCUGAGGCUCACGCUGUUCAUUGGGCUAACUGGGACGUUUUGUGUAAAAGUAAGAAAGUCGGAGGCUUGGGAUUCAGAGAUAUGCAAGUGUACAAUUUGGCUUUGCUUGCAAAACAGGCUUGGAAUUUUCAGUGUGUUCAAAGAGUGCUUCCAACGAAGUCUGCUUUGAUGAUCAGGGGUCUGAUUUCUCCUCUGCAUUUGGAUGUUUCGGCUUGGGCUGGUCAGUCUUUUGAGAAUUGGUGGUUAGCUAUAUGUAAUUUAAGGACUGAUGUGCGGGAUAUGGUGGCUUUUGUUGCUUCGACACUUUGGAAAGCUCGAAAUAGUUUGGUUUUUAAAAGAAAACUUUUUACUACUCAAGGAGUUGUGAACUUGGCAGUGGCAGCCUUUUGGGAGUUUAGAGCUGCUUGUCAGCUUAGCAAGGACGGGUCAAGAGUUGCUCCUUCCAAGUCAAGGUUGGGCAGGGGUGGAAUUGUUUUUCGUAAUCAUGGCGGUGUCGUUUUGCGCGUGGCGGUGCUCAAGUCUCUUAAAGCUUCUUCAGCCCUUUCGGCAGAGGCAUUUGUUUUGCGGGAGGCUUUGCUUUGGGCUAGGAAUUUUCAGUUUCUUUCGUUGUAUGUGGAAACUGAUUCUCUGGUGUUAUAUGAGGCUAUGCAGAGAUAUAGAGUUUGUCCUGCAGCCAUUUUUUCCUUGGUCUCUGAUAUUCACCAGCUCUUGAAUGAUUCUCAUGUUGUUAGGUUUGCUCAUGUGCGUCGUGAUGUAGUUUGUUCAUGUGCGUCGUGA
Messenger RNA from Cornus florida, 1011 nucleotides. RefSeq lists its product as uncharacterized. Gene Ontology annotation, molecular function: nucleic acid binding; RNA-DNA hybrid ribonuclease activity. The coding region runs from base 1 to 1011 and encodes 336 amino acids. The transcript is spliced from 4 exons. NCBI's taxonomy places the organism in Eukaryota, Viridiplantae, Streptophyta, Magnoliopsida, Cornales, Cornaceae. The record is from RefSeq and is a predicted model, not a curated record.